This is a messenger RNA of Acanthocheilonema viteae, 1080 nucleotides long. NCBI's taxonomy places the organism in Eukaryota, Metazoa, Nematoda, Chromadorea, Rhabditida, Onchocercidae. The record is from the annotation of a GenBank genome assembly.
AUGCACCUUUCACUGACGGAAAUUCAACUUUUUCGAAAUUGGGUGGACCGAAAAGUGCGUUAUCUGAUGAUAAGUGUCGAGCAUGAACAGGCAGGAAGUAGGGGAGCUUGGCUUGGGACAUUAGUGGCACGAAUUUAUCUUGGCACAGAUACAGUCUUUUUCGUUCUUUUAUUACAUAGUUCGACAAACUCUACAGCAGCAUCAUCACCUAGCUCGCCACAAUCUGAUAUGCAAUCAACUUCAAUAUCUGAUUUAACAGUAAUGGAUUCUUCAGUAUCUGGCUUGGGCAGCUCAUUGGAUUCUGAUAAAGGUAGUAUAAGUAUGGCGGGUCUGGACAGAUCCCCAAUAUUUGCAUUAGAUCAAUUGAAGCAGGCUGGCGUACCAUUUGAAAAACAGCUGUCGCCUUACCUACAAAUGGAUCCUGCCGUUUUUCGAGAAUCUACACCUCAGAGAGUAGCAUAUGAAAAUCUUUAUUCGCAUAAGAGCAAUAUUUACGUGGCAAUAAUAUUGCAUAUUUUCAUGUAUAUUGUUCCCGGUGAAUCGAAAGGAGAAUUAGAAUUUGCAAUGGGGCGGAUUGGGUGGGCUGUUUUGAGCGGCUAUGCAUUGGGUAGUCUGCGCGGUAUCCUACAAGAAUUGUGGAAUCCUAAUACGAGGCAACUGCCUUUUAAACCUUUUAUGACGCGUUUGAUGAAUUCCUCGGUAAAACAUGGCAGUGGUUUUGCUCAUCCAGCUGGUUCCAUUGUUUUUAUGUUCUCUGUUGCUAACAUGAUUUUUGGAAAACUGCGUGCGAAAGAUGAUCUUAAUGCUGUUGGUAAGAUUUCAACUAUCAAUUUACGUAGUCGUUUGAUUGAAAUUUGUGAUAAUCGUAACUGCGAAGUGUCAACAGUUUAUACUGUUUUAGCUGCUGGUGCUGUUACCGGAGGACUCUUUCGAAGCGCACGGGGUUUACAUGCUUCAAUGACUGGCGCUGGUAUGGGAGCAGUCGUAGCUUUUAUUUGGUUGCUGAGUGAUCAGGAUAGCCGAAAUAGAUUAUGGGAAAUGCGAAAACAUUUAAUUGGCAAGCAGGAUUAUAGUUAUUGA